AUGUCGCACUUUUGUAUUGAUUCAAACUUCGAUCUCUUCAUCUACUUGAUUGAAGAGAUUAGGUUAAGUACAUGAAAAGAUCAACUUUUAAACUGGGCCUUAGAGUUAUAAACAUACCGAGGACAAUGACAGGUGGUCUUAAUUGUUCGUUAGGCGAAACAGCUAGGAUUAAAGAGACGUCUGACGGAAACAAAACAUUGUAAAACCAUAGAUACUUUUGGUUUUUGGCCAUCUUAGCUGAAGAAGAAACAAAAAGCACACUGCAGUGAUAAACAUAAGGAAAUAUAAACACUUUUGUGGAAAGAAAUAAAACUUUAACUUUUGCCUCUCCAAGGGAGCUUGCAGAGUAUCUGCGGUUUCUCGCGGGCAACGACACCGCAUACGAAGAAUAUUUUUGUUGGAAGACACAGUAUCAACGCAUUCGAACCCGGCGUGCUUGUGAAUUGUGCAAACAACUUCAUAACCAAAGCCUUUAUACACCGUCGAGAGUAUACGCAAACAUGACAAAAUUCUGGAAUAGAAAGCAGUGUAAAAAUCGUAUGCACUAG
Molecule: messenger RNA, 548 nt
Organism: Porites evermanni
Lineage: Eukaryota; Metazoa; Cnidaria; Anthozoa; Scleractinia; Poritidae
Source: the annotation of a GenBank genome assembly